Electrophorus electricus (electric eel) is the source of this 6008-nucleotide messenger RNA. The record is from RefSeq and is a predicted model, not a curated record. NCBI's taxonomy places the organism in Eukaryota, Metazoa, Chordata, Actinopteri, Gymnotiformes, Gymnotidae.
CCUCCUUAUAUAGACAUGCGUCUACACGCUCAAAUUUGUCUAUGGUCGACUUACUUGUGGCCCGAGGGAAAAGAGGCAGGUGUGAUUAACAAGAUUAUUAAUGUACCACGGAGACUGAACAUGAAAUGGCAGUAAAUUAUGGUCCAGAGAUGCAGUUUAAGUUGUCUUAUCCAGACUCAGGAAGAGUUGGUACAAAGCAUCAAUCUCAGGAAAGGGGCCAGUGGUCAAGUAAAACAGAAUUUCUCUUGGCUGUUGCCGGACAAAUCAUCGGUCUAGGAAAUGUGUGGAGGUUCCCAUACCUGUGCUACAAGAAUGGUGGAGGAGUUUUUUUAAUUCCUUAUGUGGUGUUCCUGUUUGCCUGUGGCAUUCCACUCUUUCUUUUGGAGACAUCAUUGGGUCAAUACACCAGCCAGGGAAGCAUCACUUGCUGGAGGAAGAUCUGUCCUCUCUUUGAAGGACUGGGCUACGGGAAUCAGGUAGUUGUGCUGUAUUCCAGCAUCUACUACAUCAUCAUUCUGGCAUGGGCUUUCUUCUAUCUCUUUUCCUCCUUUAGUGCGGAGCUACCAUGGGCUAGCUGCACUAACAACUGGAACACAGAAACAUGUGUUGAGUUUGACAGUUUGGGCAGUUUUAGCAACUUGAGCAUACUGCAUAAUGCAACUUCACCCGUCAAAGAGUUCUGGGAGAGGAGAGUGCUAAAUAUCACAGGCACUGUGUAUGAGCUGGGUAACAUGAGGUGGGAGCUGGCUUUGUGUCUCCUGUUGGCCUGGAUCAUCUGCUACUUCUGUGUGUGGAAGGGAGUGAAGUCUACCGGCAAGGUCGUCUAUUUCACUGCUACCUUCCCUUAUGUGAUGUUGGUGGUGCUCUUGGUGCGUGGACUCACACUACCUGGAGCUGUAAAUGGCAUCAUUUUCUACCUCUAUCCGGAUCCUACACGCCUCACAGACCCACAGGUGGUGUGGAUGGAUGCUGGAACACAGAUUUUCUACUCUUAUGCCCUCUGCAUUGGAUGCCUCACUGCUAUGGGAAGCUACAACAAGUACAACAAUAAUUGCUACAAAGACUGUGUGUAUCUGUGCCUCUUGAACAGUGGCACCAGCUUUGUGGCUGGCUUUGCCAUCUUCUCUGUGCUGGGCUUCAUGGCCUAUGAACAGAGGACAGACAUAUCAACUGUGGCAGAAUCAGGUCCAGGGUUGGCCUUCAUUGCAUACCCCAAAGCAGUUGCAAUGAUGCCUAUUCCCCAACUAUGGGCCAUAUGUUUCUUCCUUAUGAUCAUUCUACUUGGCCUGGACAGUGAGUUUGUGUGUUUGGAGUCAAUGGUAACGGCCAUAACUGACAUGUACCCCUCCUUUUUCCUCAUGGGUCACCGCCGCAAGCUCUUCCUGUUACUGAUCUGUGCUGGGAGCUUCUUCAUUGGCCUGCUGAUGGUAACAGAGGGUGGCUUGUAUAUCUUCCAGUUGUUUGAUUACUAUGCUUGCAGUGGGAUGACCCUUCUACUUUUUGCCAUUCUACAGUCAGUGUGUGUAGGGUGGGUGUAUGGUUCUCAUCGUCUUUAUGACAAUAUUGUGGACAUGAUUGGGUAUCGGCCCUUGACCAUAACACAGUACUGCUGGAAGUACAUUACACCUGUGGUCUGCACAGCUACAUUUGUCUUCUCGCUGGUCAAAUUCACUCCUCUGAAGUUUAACAAUACAUUUGAAUAUCCCUGGUGGGGCUAUGCUAUUGGUUGGUGGUUCACCCUGUCUUCAACUCUGUUGGUUCCUCUUUGGAUGAUCUACGCCCUCCUCAACUCUAGUGGUUCACUCAAACAGAGAUUACAUGUUCUGUGUACCCCAUCAACUGACCUUCCUUUGACCUCAAGACAAAGGGAAAUGCUGUGAAACUAAAAACUGCAGAGGCGAUACUUCUAUAAACAUAAGCAAGGACAUCCUAGAAGCACAUAGGAUAACGGUUAUGUAAACCACAGAUCCCAAAAAGCACACAUUCAGAUUAGCUUUCCCUCAACUCCGUGUUGUGGUAGUGCAGCAUGACGCAACCAUCAGGUGAUAUUAUUGAUGAUGGAAAGUGUGCUGCUCUAAGUAUUAAAUGAUUAAUCUUACCAUAGAAUGUGGUACAAAAACACUGUUAAAAAUGUAGAUUAUAUUUCAAGCUACUUGUUGCUGUUCCCAUAGUAGCAAAAUGGUAGCAAAGGGUACUGUAAUUCAUGCAUGUUUUUGUUUUGGUUUGGUUUGGUUUUUUGGGGGGGGGUGUUGGGGGUGUUUGUUUUUGCUGGACCACCUAGGGAACCUGCAUUUUUGUUCCCUUUAUUCAAACAUGCACAAUAAAUCUAGCUAACUACAUUUAAGUUUAGCUAGCAUUAGCUAGCAAGUAGUGAGUGACACCAGGGAUAUUUGGAGAUACACAUGCAUCUGCUAACCCACCUCUAGGUCAUUUUGCAGAAAGAAGAGCUAAGGUUAUGCCAUUUCAUGUGGUAUGUGUCCUUACUUGAAAUAUUGUUGCAAUAAAUAAAGUUGAAUGAAGGGUUGCAAUGAUUUAUUGAGGCAUGAAUGCAUUUGUAAUUAUAAAUACCCUCAGCAUACACUUUGUAACUACAUGUAUGCAUUUUCUGCCCUUAGCCAGUGUUGUCUCCUUGGUGACUUUCUUGCUGGAUUUAGUGACUUUUCAGAGCCACUUGAUGACAAAAAAGCACCUAGUGCCAAAUCUAAUUGACUUUUGGGCCAUACCUUAGCAGAGCAACACAUUCAGUCUACACAGCAUCUGCAUAGAUGUGAAUGAAUUUGCAAACAUUGAUGCAAAGGACCAAUCACUAAUCUGUAUUUUUCGCUCAUUGUUUUACUAUAAACAAUUUUAAUUUGAUCAUUUUGACCAUUCUGUGUACUGUGAGGAAAAAUGAGAUUCCUCUGCUUUUAGCUUUCUCUCUAAGUAAUUCUUUAUGGCCAAAAUUACAGUAGAGCCAUUGUCCUUUUUAAAUUAUUUGUAUGGUGAUUUAACAUUUUUAUAAUCAUGAAAUUUGACAAAGUUUAAAAUAAAUAAAUAAAUAAAUAAAUAAAAUGGCGGUACAGAGCAGAUACUAAGAAAUGGCUUGGAAGUGACUGCUGAUUAACAUGAAGUGUUAAUGGUCUGCAUUUCAGUCAUACAUUACAAUUGUUAUGUUUUUUACUUCAUUAGCUAUCUAUAUGACUAAGCGGGUGUUCUACACUUAGCUUGCUAGGUAGCCAGGUAUCUAGUCAUAUUUUAUUCUAUUAGCAAGCCAAUAUUUUACCUACUUACCUUCAGAAAUGUAACAUUGGGGUAUUUAUAUAUGGGUGACUUGCUACCUCCCCAUUGCUGAAAUGCGCAUAAAUAAGAGAAUGGCCAGAUGAUGGUUUUGAUCUGGACAGUCUGGUUUUCCAGACCGAUGACCUCCUUUUGGGGGUCUGAUGUCCUUCUUUUAGGGAUAAUUAACAUUCCAUCCUAAUACAAGAUCCAAGGGACUGAAUGUUUAACAUUGUUAGCUGUGGCUAUAACUAACAACUGCAGGGAGUACAAAGUGGACUAAUUCCUGCACACUUUGUAGCAGGUUGGCUAUCAAGAUGGCAGGGCUCUGUUAACUGUGGCAUGUUUUUCUGAAAGUAAAACACUUUUUAAUUGUUUCCUUCUGUGAUUUCCAAGCAUUUCAGAUGUUGUGUUUUGACACUUGUAAGAAAGAUACUGGGUGGGAAUUGGUGGUCCAGCAAAUCAAAGCUUGCCUAGUUGUUCUUUUUUUUAACUUCAUGCAUGAUGGGCUAAUAACCUUCCACUGACUAACACAUGGAUGUACACUGCUGACUUUUGCUCCUGGUCAAAAGUCUGAUGCUGGGUUUAGAGAGAAAUUUUCAUCUGAGCAUGGAAACAGGUUGAGGAUUAGUAAAAUAAGCUUAAACAAAUUAGUGUAAUACACAAGGAUAUGGGCUGUAUUUCAGAGAAGAAAGAAGAGGAAGUGUGCCAUUUAUAUCUGAAAACACAAUUUUACUUACAACAGCCAGUAACUGCAACUUUGUUAAAAUGUUACAGCAAUGUUGUAUGUUAUAUUCACUCUGAUUUUGCCUUUGGGUCUUACUGAAAAAUACUAUUUACAGUAGCAAGAAAUGGUGAGUUUACCUGAAAUAAAUCAUUCAACUUUGUCACUGAAGGUGGCAGUGGCAGUGGUAGUAUUAGUAGUAUUAGUAAUAAUAGUAGUAGUAGUAGUAGUAGUGAUGGUGAUGAAUUAAAAUUUUUGUUAUUUAAUAGUUCUUAAAAAAAAAAUACCAGUAUCCAUUGAAGAAGUUUAAGGUGUAAACCCUCAUUCUGUUGUCAGUAUUGUAGCAGCAACAUUCUGAACUUUUAUUUAACAGAAAGUUCUUGGGUAGGAUCAGAUAUGAGAGCCUUAUAAUCUCACGUAACCAACACAAAAGUAAGUACAAGGUUCUUACUGUCAACAGUGAAGAGAAUGUCUGUCUUGCACCUCAGAGAUAUGGAGUUGAUGGUUGUUUUACAGACAUUUGUGAUGUUAUUAAAUCUAUAUACAUUUGACAUAGUUUUUGGCCUUCAGAGACAAGGAAUAUAAAUGUCUUGUGUUUGUUUUUUCUGUUUAUUUUUCAGUAACAAUCUGUUUAAUUGCAGAAAAUUCAGACAUUGAGAAGGGAAUUUUCUCUGUGCAGUCAAACUGUCAGUGCUCAAGAUGUAUGUGGCCUCUGCAGUAUGAUGGAAGAAAAUGUUAUAGUGGGAGUUUACACAGGUUUAAUAAUGAAGGACCCAGAAUUGAGAACUGGAUGCUGCAUGACUUUUGGAAACACAAGUUCGCAGUGCAACAGUAUUCAUAGCCAAAACUUGUUCUCUAGCUGAUCAAAUAAAAUUACAUAUUCAACUGUUUCAUGGUCACUGAGAAUUUAGGUGGACUAGCCUACUUUCUCAAUUAUUUUGCCAAGAAAUGGAAAGUGGAAGGCUGAGUCUGUAGGUUCUAAGAACAUGGAGGUCAAGAAUGAUUGAGUGAUUUUUAACAAAGGCCAAUAACAGCUGCUUAUAAAUAAGAUAAGAUAAUAUUGUAGUGAUUUGUUAAAAGACGUAUUCCUCAAUUUUACGAGACCUUCAGCUAUUGAAUGACCUGAAUAUAUUCAACAUAUUGGCCUUAAAUAGAAUCAAGAAAAUAGAUUUAGAGAUUAAAGGUUUAUGAUGGCAGAGAUUAAAAGGAUCAGAAAAGUGACAUUACGGGAUGUAUAAGUGAAUGUGUCGGGGUUUUUUUUGUUUGUUUGGUUUUUUUUGUUUGUUUUUUUUAUAUGGCUCUGACAUGGCUUUCCUUUAAUUGUGUGAAAAUCAUGCAAGAGACCCAAAGUGUCCUUUGUAAUCAUUAGUAAAUUAAAUCAUAAGUAACAGUGGAUUCACUUAAAGUAAAAUUAGCCAUUAGUUGUAUUUAGGCUAACUAGAUUAUAAUUCAGUUUUAAAAGAACUUGUGUACUCUCUUCUGAAGUUUGUCAUGUUGGCAUUAUUUAUUUAGGAUGAAGGGGUAUUUUUCACAAAAUGAGUUAAGUUUCAAAAUGCACGACUACAGGACCCUGCUGGUCCAACUCAUCUCCAACCAUGACCCUGUCAACACUACAAACUGUUGUAAUAAUUUGUUGUUGCUCUUUCUGGUUCAUCCACAAAUAUCUACUCCAUUUGGACUUUUUUGACAUACUCCAUUUUCUUUAGGUUUAUCUCCACUAGGUGCACCUAAAAUGUAUUCUACAUGCACACACAGUUUGCUGACACAUGAGCCAGUUUAGACCAAAUCUGUUGGUCUCUUAGUCUGUAAUAUAACUAUUACAGACUAAGAUAUAAGAAUAUAAGAGUGCUGUUUUAGGGAAUGCCUUUGGAAAUUUCUGUCUCUAUUUUUGUAUUGUAUGUCUAUUCUGUGUCAUUAGAUUUAACACAGUUUUGUUAACUAUGCUGAUAUUGUGGACAUAAUAUGGCUAUGGCAUUGGAUAAUUACUGGAACUUUUUUUUCUAUUCUUUAAUAAACUGAAAUAAGCUUC